ACACUCUCUUCUUUAAGGACUGUACAGCGACCCGCUAACUAGGACAUUUAAGAGCGCUUGGUGGAGCCGAUCGAAAUGGUGUAUAGAGGCAAGCCUUCAGAAUCAUGCUUCGGUUGCCGAAAUAGGCGCAUCAGAUGCGACAAGGACAGAUCUGGGUGCUCGCAAUGCAAGCGAAUGCGCAUGCCCUGUCCAGGGUACCCCGAUCCUUGGGAGCAAGCCUUUCGCGAUGAAAGUAUCAAAGUCAAGAGGAAGGCACAACAAACUUACAAGAAGAAAGCCUCAAAGUCCAAGAGUGAUUGUAACGGCGUUCAUCGGGGCGCAAUACCUUCGACGUCGAAUGAGCUUUCGGCAAGCUUCUCGCUGGGCCUCGAUGAUACACAGUUGGCCCCGUCGCAGUGGAGAUUGGUGCCAUCGAUCGAAGAAGUAGCACUCGCACAUUUCAUGUCAUCUUACAUCCCCGAAAGUCGUUUUGGAUAUCUACCAAAUAUGUAUGCGAAGCUCGGGCGCGACAUCUCGCUCUUAGCAGCCAUAGAUGCUGCAUCGAAAGCUCGGCUUGCCUGGGAAUUUGGAGAGCCUGGAAUGAUGGAAGCGGCACGCGCCUCGUACGCCAAAGCGUUGACCGAGACUAAUGCAGCGCUCGCAGAUCCGGUCACCGCUCUGCAAGAUGCAACGCUCGUUUCAGUCCUGCUGUUGAGUCUCUUCGAAACCAUGAUCUGGGCCGGGACAGGUGUUCCGGACAAUUGGGUGACCCACACACAGGGUGCUCUCACACUCGUUCGACUGCGUGGUAAACAGCAACUCGAAACAGAUGUCGGUCGCCAGCUGUUCACGCACGUUACCAAUAUAAUAUCGGUCACCAGCCUUCGGAUGAGACAGAAGAUACCGCAAUACGUUAUCGAGCUACAGACUGAAGCUACCCGACACGAUGACGAGAAGCACCCACUAUACCUUGUCACGCGCUAUACAGGUGAUUUGGCAAAUUUGACUGCGGAUAUCGCUGGAGGAAAGAUGCCUGUGGACGACAUUUUGGAAUCCACAAGGAGAAUGGACGGCAAAUAUUUGGCUUUUCUAGAGAACAUAUCGCGUACCUGGGGGUGUCGGACUACUGUCCUCGACGAGGACGACCCGGACAUUUAUGGCCGAUUGAUCCACGAAUAUCCGAGACCCAGAAUGGCGAUAGUUUGGAAUACGGUUCGCAUGACUAGGAUCUUCCUGAACGCAAUCAUAUACGGCCACGCCUCUCUGUCGACAGUAUCCUCUGCUGCUACCCUUAAAGCGCAAGCCCAACGAAAUGUAGAGCGAAUGGCGGCUGACAUCUGCGCAUCGGUCUGGCAUUUUUUGAACCCCAAGACGUUCAGUGCUGCAUGCGCAGCUACCCUGCUGUGGCCUUUGUCGGAAGUGAGAGACUCAGAUUUGGUACCCAACGACCUAAGAGUCUAUGCGAUGGAAACGUUGAAGCGACUUGCACGUAGGCUGCGCAUGCCCGGACCGUUGCAGGAUGGUUUGCAUGUGUUCUACCUUACAUGACCAAUGUGAAGAGCUUUGGGGAGUGUUGUUCAGAAGUUGUAGGGACAUGUCGAUAGCGCUUCGAUGUGUCAUGAGGUGAGGACGGUUGUUGCGCAGGAAACGGAAGAACCCAGGACCUUUGGCAGGUGUGACGACGCUACGAGCCGAGUCUCGCUCCACUUCGGGAACCACGGUAGCCCGCUUUUCCUCUCCUCCCACUCCACCCAUCUCCGAUAUCUGUCGUUCAUACACAUUCUCCACAACACUAUCUUUUGGCAAGCAUCGUACAUUUGCUGCCCUGUUCCAGCCACGAUAU
Paraphaeosphaeria sporulosa is the source of this 1822-nucleotide messenger RNA. RefSeq lists its product as uncharacterized. Gene Ontology annotation, biological process: regulation of DNA-templated transcription. Lineage: Eukaryota; Fungi; Ascomycota; Dothideomycetes; Pleosporales; Didymosphaeriaceae. Gene Ontology annotation, molecular function: DNA-binding transcription factor activity, RNA polymerase II-specific; zinc ion binding. The transcript has 2 exons. The record is from RefSeq and is a predicted model, not a curated record. The coding region runs from base 76 to 1527 and encodes 483 amino acids.